AUGGGCUCCGGUUCGCUUCCUCCUCAUCGCUCAUGGGCCUCGGCUCUGCUGCUCGCCGCGAUCGUGGCGGUCGUCUUGUUCGUCUUCGGCCCCGCCGGAAGCCAGGCCAUCACCGCCUCCGGACCCAGCAGCCUCAACAGCGUCUUCUCCACGUGGCAGACCGCCUACCUCUACACAAGGGACGACCUCACGUUCACCUACACUCCGGUCACUCAAGUAGCCGUGGCGCUCGCCGACACCGCGGUCGAUUUUGCGGUGGCGGAGAAGCCCAUCUUCAAGCCGGUCUCCGAUGCGAGCGGCGGCCAGCUGGCUCAGCUGCCCAUGGCGGCCAGCGCUGUGGUUGUGGGCUACAACCUGCCCAACGCCACCACGGACACACUCGUGCUCGACAUUCCCACCCUCGCCCGAAUCUGGCGUCGGGACAUCACCGUGUGGAACCACGCGGCCAUUGUCGCUCUCAACCCCGCCCUCGCCUCCACACUCACCAGCGACCCCAUCGCGCUGGUCUACAAGCAGGCGGCCGACCAACUGGAGGCUGACGUCACCGCGGCCUUCGUCCAGGCCCUCUCCCACGAUGCGGCCUUCGAGUCGGCGAUCACCGCCGCCGGAGGCACGCUCUACAGCAUGCUCGGAACCACCGGCUAUCCGAUCGCCAAUCAGAGCCAGGCCAUCAGUCUGCUCGACACCACCCCCUACACCAUGGGCUACUUCGCGCUCCGCGAUGCGGACCGGGUCGGAAUCAAGUACGCGGCGAUGAAGGACACCAACGGCACCACGGUGCAGGCCUCGACCACCUCGGUGCAGGCGGCCAUGUCCUACUACCGCGAGACCGUCAUCGCGCAGCAGUUCGUGGCCGACAUCUCCAACGGCGGCAACGGCAGCUGGCCGAUGAGCUUCCUCGCGUCUGUCGUACUCGUAACGCAGAACCUCCCGCUGACCGGGAAGCAACAACAGGUGAACGACUAUGCGGUUCAGCUGACGCAGAACGACGGCUACAUUCCGCUGGAUAUUGCCUACCGUCGCAACCUGAUCGACGUGAUGGGCACGGUCACGUGCAAUGGCGACCGGGCCUCCAGCUCGGCCUAUGUGCUCGGGCUCGGCGGCCCGCUGCCGGUCUACACGGCCUGGGCGUCGGAGUACACCGACAGCGCGCUCAAGCUCAAGUACUUCUCUGGCGAUGCGCUCACCUCGACUAAGUACAUGCAGUCAGAUGACAUCGACUUCGGUUCUACUGUGGUGCCCCUGAGCGCCGCGACUCUGGAGCCCAUGCCCGACGUGGUUGCCGUCAAAGUCAACGCCCACGCCUACUGCUUCACCUACAACCUUCCUGAAUUGCUGGGCCAGGACUCGAUCGUCCUUCACUGGGAAACUGUGUCGGACAUUUACCUGAACAAGAUCAAAAUGUGGAAUGACACGGCCAUCAAGGCGCUCAACCCAACCAUCGCUCACCUUCUCCCGGAGACUGAGAUCAUCGUGGCCUACGUCACCACCGCACAGACCUCUGUGCAGGCCAUCAUGGAGGCAAUCAGCGAUCGUGUGCCUGAGUUCAAGGACGAAGUUGGUCCGGUCUCUCUGCCCAACUUGCCCGUGGCCGCUGAGACAUGGCGCACGCGCACCGUGACUGGCCUGGGAACCAUGCAAGACUUGCUCCUGCAGACGGAGCACGUGUUCGCCGGCUGGGUCCACUUCUGGACGCUCAACGGUGCGCCCACGCUCCAGUUUGCCCGCAUUCCCAACGUCGAUGGCGGCCUUGUCAUCCCCGAGGAGGACACCAUCGUGUCAGCCAUCUCCCACUACCAGGGCGCCUCGACCGAUCUCUACAUCAAGAUGGCGCCUGGCGCCGACAGCUACCCGAUGGUGACCUUCAACGCGCUCAUGAUCCGCACGGAGACCAUGCGGGACUUCACCAAGGCGCAGGCGCUGGUCGACUGGAUCUACUGGAGCCAGACCGACUCCAGCGCCGCCCAGAUUGCCAGCUCAUCCCACAUGGUGGUGGCAUCGCUGGCCCAGCCGGCCAAGGCCACGCUGCUCGAGCAGCUGGCGAGCGUGACCUCGAACGGCGUGCAGGUCUUCUCGCUGGCCAACUGCAUCUACGAGGGCACCAUCUGCUUCGACCUGGGCAAGUGCGUGAGCGGCGCGUGCGUGUGCAACAGCAACCGCGAGGGCGACUUCUGCGAGAAUGCUAAAAGCGACAGCAGUUCGCUGGGUGUCAUCCUCGGCGCGGUGCUCGGCUCGACCAUUCCCGUGUUCAUCCUGCUGGUUCUUGCGGCCAUCCUGCUCGGCGUCGGCUGCUGGAUGCUCGGCCGGUCCAAGCGCAACGGGCGCCAGGACUGGGAAAUCGACUUUGACGAGCUCGAGGUGGGCGACAUCCUCGGCGCCGGAGGGUACGGCGAGGUGUACCGAGCCAUGUGGAAGGGAACCGAGGUCGCCGUCAAGGUCAUCGCCUCUGAGGAGCGGGCGCUGGCGAAGGACAUCCAACGCAGCUUCAGGGAAGAGGUGGAGGUGAUGACUGCGCUGCGCCACCCCAACGUAGUGCUCUUCAUGGCGGCGUGCACGCGGCCGCCGCGCAUGUGCAUCGUCAUGGAGUUCAUGGCCCUCGGCUCCCUCUACGACCUUAUCCACAACGAGCUGGUGCCGGACAUCCCGCUGCCCCUGGUGGUGCGGCUGGCGCUGCAGGCGGCCAAGGGCAUGCACUUCCUCCACUCGUCGGGCAUCAUCCACCGCGACCUCAAGUCGCUCAACCUGCUGCUCGACGCCAAGUGGAACUUGAAGGUGAGCGAUUUCGGCCUCACGCGGUUCAAGGGUGAUAUCAAGCGCGACGCCCAGCAGCAGCAGCAGGGCAGCAUCCACUGGCUGGCACCCGAGAUCCUGGCCGAGGAGCCCGGCAUCGAUUACGUGCUGGCCGACGUGUACGCCUUCGGCAUCAUUCUCUGGGAGCUCAUGUCCAGGGAGCAGCCCUAUUCUGGCAUGUCGCCCGCGGCGAUCGCCGUCGCGGUUAUCAGGGACGACGCCCGGCCCAAGACCCCGCAGGGUCUGCUGACCGACCCCGACUACGAGAAGCUGACAGCGGACUGCUGGCACCGCGACCCGACCGUGCGCCCGACCUUCCUCGAGGUCAUGACCCGCCUGUCGGCCAUGGUCGGCGGCACCACGAGCGGCGGCAGCUCUACGUCUUCGUCUUCGCUCACCGGCAAGCUCCGCAACACCGGGUCGGCGACGAGCAGCUCCUCGGGCAUGAACUCGUCGAGCAGCCUGUCGUCCAGCGACGCCACGAUCGGCGUCGGCGGCGGCGGCCGCGACCACCACGUGGGCGGCGUGCGGCCGCCGGAGGGCGAGAUCACGCUGGUGUUCACCGAUAUCGCCAAGGCGGCGUCGCUCUGGUCGGCGUGCCCCAACGCCAUGCGCGACGCAACGCUACUCCACAACGACACGCUGCGCUCGCUGUUGGCCAAGCACCGGGGCUACGAGGCCAUCUUCCUCAAGGAGAAGAUCGUCGGCGAGGGCUCCUUCUGCAUGGCCUUCACGUCCAUCAGCGACGCUCUCGAAUGGUGCGGCGAGGCCCAGCGCAAGCUGCUGGACCUCCAGUGGCCGGCGGAGCUGCUGGCGCAGGCCGAUGUGGCUGAGGAGAUCGGCGGCGUCGACGACCGCCUCAUCUUCCGCGGGCUGCGGGUACGGAUGGGCGUGCACGUGGGAGUGCCCAAGCUGCGGCGGGACCCGAUGUCGCGGCGGGUGGAGUACCUCGGGCCGCCGGUGGUGGCCGCGGCCAAGGUGACAGUGCUGGCCCAGGGCGGCCAGGUCCUCCUUUCGGGCUCCGCCUACGCCAAGAUCACCGCGACCGAGAUGGGCGGCGAGGCCAGUCGCUUCCAGCGCAUCGGCACAACCGAGCUCGACGGGCUCAGCGAGCUGGGCAAGGUGACCAUCUAUGAGAUGAAGGUCAAGGGCCUCGAGCCGCGCUACUUCGGCAACUUCGGCGCCUCGCUGGACGACGACUCGACCAGCGCGGGCAGGGGCAGCGCGCGGUACCACUCCUCGAACAUGCUGAGCGGCCGCAGCGCACGGAGCGACACGUCGGUCGACCUGGAGAAGCUGGCCAGCGGCACGGGCGAAGACGCCUUCCUCACGGGCGCCAACCUGGUCCGAUGGGUCAUCAAGUACGAGGACAUCCAGCUGGGCGAACAGAUCGGCACAGGCUCGUACGGCGUCGUGUUCAAGGGUUCGUGGAAGGGCGUCGACGUGGCGGUGAAGCGGUUCAUCAAGCAGAAGCUGGACGAGCGGCACCUGCUGGAGUUCAGGGCCGAGGUGGCGUGCCUGUCGGAGAUGCGGCACCCGAACAUCGUGCUGUUCAUCGGAGCGUGCCUGCGCAUGCCCAACCUGUGCCUGGUCACCGAGUGGGUCAAGCAGGGCUCCCUCAAGGCUCUCCUCGGCAACUCGACCAUCAAGCUCCCCUGGCAAGUGCGACUUCGCAUGCUGCGGGACGCGGCGCGCGGAGUGCACUAUCUGCACACGCUCGAGCCGUGCAUCGUGCACCGCGAUCUCAAGCCAUCGAACCUGCUGGUGGACGAGUCGUGGAACGUCAAGGUGGCCGACUUCGGCUUCGCCCGCAUCAAGGAAGAGAAUGCCACGAUGACCCGGUGCGGCACGCCGGCGUGGACAGCGCCGGAGGUGAUCCGCGGCGAACACUACUCCGAAUCGGCCGACGUGUACAGCUUCGCGCUCAUCAUGUGGGAAAUGCUCACGAGGAAGCAGCCAUAUGCGGGGCGCAACUUCAUGGGCGUGACGCUGGACGUGCUCGAGGGCAAGCGGCCGCAGGUGCCCGCCGACUGCCCCGCUGACUACGCCGAGACCAUGACCCAGUGCUGGAGCGGCAAGCCCAAGAAGCGCCCGAGCAUGGAGGAGGUGGUUCAGUUCCUUAACAGCUGCAUCGGCACCAACGACGUCUAA
Acanthamoeba castellanii str. Neff is the source of this 4941-nucleotide messenger RNA. Its product is annotated as serine/threonine kinase. The transcript has 12 exons. The coding region runs from base 1 to 4941 and encodes 1646 amino acids. Gene Ontology annotation, molecular function: protein kinase activity; ATP binding. Gene Ontology annotation, biological process: protein phosphorylation; intracellular signal transduction; cyclic nucleotide biosynthetic process. NCBI's taxonomy places the organism in Eukaryota, Discosea, Longamoebia, Acanthamoebidae. The record is from RefSeq and is a predicted model, not a curated record.